AUGCCAGCCCAACAACGCGGCACGCCCGAGCAUGAAGCUACUUGGACCAGUCGUCUGUUGUUUCACUGGGUUUCGGGUCUUCUUUUUACCGGAUUCAAGCGGCCACUCCAGACUCAUGAUAUACCACCAGUCCACUCCGAUCGCAGCACGCACACUUUGAUGCCAGUAGUGCAGCAUGCCUUUGCAAGUCGCCGUCAACGUGGCGAGACCUCCCCCCUAUUCUGGGCCCUAUACGACACAUUCAAGCGCGACUUUUGGAUCGGCGGUGCGUGUCGUGUCGUGGCUGAUGUGCUGCUCGUCAUAAUACCGUACACGCUACGAUAUUUGAUCCAGUUCGCGAUUGACUCGUACAUUUCCGAUCAUCUAGAUGAGCCCGGGCCCCCUAUUUCCCAAGGCAUUGGUCUCCUGAUAGGGAUUGUGGCCAUGCUCAUCUUGCAGUCACUCGCCCACAACACAUAUAUGUGGCGUCUGGGGCUCGUUGGCGGCCGGAUUCGCGCUGUCCUAAUCACAUCCAUCUUUGAAAAAUCGGUCCGGGUGCUGGGGAGGGCGAGAAAAUCGGCAAUACGUCAGGAGGAUGCCCAUGGACAGCCAUACGAACAAGAUAGAAAACAGAGUAGGGAAAACAAUAACCAGGAUUUCUCAACAGGAUAUAUCACUCAGCUUCUGACUGUUGACUCGGCACGCAUUGACAAGGUGGCCAGCGCCGUGCACAUCGUAUGGACAUCUCCGCUAGCGUUGUUAAUUGCCGUUGCACUCUUGAUCGUAAACCUACGGGAAAGCGCCCUGGCCGGUCUGGCCUUACUCAUCGCAGGAUUCGUCGUGCUGAUAACCGGCGUCGGUCUGCUCUUCCAUCAGAGAGAGGCUAUCGACCGAUUCACCCAGAAGCGGAUCGGGCUGACACACGAGGUACUGGGAGCCAUCCGCCUGAUUAAGUGCUUUGGCUGGGAAUCUGGUUUUGCUCGCCUCAUCACUGACGUUCGCCGUGGCGAGUCGCGCCGCCUGCAAGGCUUUCUGGCCGUGCGCACCGCCGUUGGUGCGCUUUCCCAGGCGCUGCCAGUUUUAACAGCCAUGAUUGCGUUUAUCACCUACGCUCUAAAGAACACCGAACUCUCACCGGCUAUUGUAUUUUCCUCCGUCGCGUUGUUCACAAGCUUGCGUAUGCCACUCGUGUACCUGCCUAUCUGUAUUCAGGGCUGUUUUGAUAGCUGGGCUGCCCUGCGACGCAUACAACGGUACCUACUGGCAGAGGAGAUGGAGAAGCCAACUCUGCAGUUGGAUCUUCCUGCGGCAGCGGAGAUCCGGGAAGGCAUAUUUGUCUGGGAUGGGGAGGACGGGAGCGAGGAGACGGGAACACGGGAGUCAGGGGCUAAUAAGGAUGACAAGUCGGUCGUCGUUCCUCUCCCUGUUAGCGAAAAGAUGCUAUCACGGUUCCGCCUGCGUGAUGUAUCACUGACAGUACACCGCGGCGAGCUCCUAGGCGUGGUGGGUGCCGUUGGAUCGGGAAAGACGUCGCUCCUAGCAGCUCUAGCAGGCGACAUGGCUCGAGUAUCUGGUAGUCUUGUCUGGGGCGCAACGCCAGUUGUGUGUCCGCAGCAGCCGUGGAUACAUAACACCACAGUGCGGGAUAACAUAACUUUUGGUCGACCGUUUGAUGAGGCCUGCUAUCAGCAAGUAGUGAAUGCCUGCCAGCUGGGGCGCGAUUUGGCUCGGCUCCCACACGGUGACUCGACGGUGGUUGGCGAGCGUGGGGUUGUGUUAUCUGGAGGUCAGAAGCAGCGUCUCAGCUUGGCGCGUGCGAUCUACUCGGGUGCUGAGUUGGUGCUGCUUGAAGACCCUCUCAGUGCUGUAGAUGCCACUGUCGGCCGGGCUAUGCGCGACGAGGCUCUUUGUGGCCUUAUGUCUGACUCCGCCCGUGUGUUGUGUACCCAUAGCAUAGCUAUGGCCCGGUGUUGUGAUCGCGUCGUUUGGUUGGAUCAGGGUAGAGUCCGUGCAGUGGGCACAUUUGAGCAGCUGUUGGCGCAGGAGCCCGAGUUUACACGCCUCUUCCAUGGAAGUGGGCAUAGCGACGACGAAGAUGAUGACGCAGCGGAGGAAGACGAAGAAGAAAUGGAUGAGAUGAAAAGAGAGGGCCACCCACAUACAAAGAAUCCCGUCGCCGCCAGCGGGGGCAGUGAGAUAAACAACCGACUGAUGCAAGAUGAAGACCAAGCUACCCGGUCCGUGUCCUGGAGUGUCUACGGCUCGCUCAUUGGUCGUACACAUAACGCGAUCCUGUUGGUGCCGCUCAGUCUAGGGCUAUUAGCUCUAGCCCAAGGAAGCACAGUACUGGCGAUGCAAUGGUUGGCAUGGUGGAGCUCGAACCGGUUCCACCUGCCGCGAAACACGUACAUCGCUAUCUAUGUGGCACUCGCCGCUGGCCAAGUAGUGUUUUUGUAUGUGUUCGGGCUUAUGGUUAGUAUCUGCUGCUCGCGCUCCAGCUGGAGGAUGGCAAACCAGGCGGUCCAGCGAGUAUUACGGGCGCCGAUUGUGUUUUUUGAUACAACGCCGUUGGGUCGGCAUAUGAACCGCUUUACGGCGGAUAUUGAGGCCAUGGACUAUGCGCUCCCAGAGUCACUGCGGAUGUUCCUGCUGUCGCUGGGUGGCCUACUAGCUAUGUUCGCACUCAUUAUUUCCUACUUUCAUUGGUUUGCUAUCGGAGUUGGGGCACUCAUCGUUCUUCUUGUCUUCCUAGCUCUGUACUAUCGGGCGUCGGCGCGUGAGAUUAAGCGGCAUGAAUCUGUGCGGAGGUCAUCGGUGAUGGCCAGAUUUGACGAGGGCCUGAUGGGAGCGUCGACGCUGCGGACAUAUGGCAUGGAGAAGGUAUUCUCAGAGGCGCUGCGUGAUGUUGUGAACGACAUGGUCAGCGCGUCCUGGACAUCUAUUGCCAUGCAGCGGUGGCUAAGUCUGCGCCAGGACGCAGGGACUGUGUUGCUCGUGGUAGUAAUGGGUAUUCUGGUGCUGGUGGAACGCCGCAGUCGUAACCCGGCGGAGACGGGCUUGUCACUGAGCAUGAUGCUCAACUCGGUACAGAUAAUUCAGGUAGUGGUGCGCGAGUGGGCGGAUGUUGAGAGCGCCAUGAACUCCACAGAACGGCUUCAUACUUAUGCCCAUAUGCUGCCGCAGGAGAAGGAUCCUAAAGAGAGAGAAGGCCUUCAGACAUCCAUUGCCAACCAGUCUGAUGACACUAUUGAUGUCAACAGUGAGCAGAAGGAGACGAAUGUUACCAUCUCGGACCCAGACUUGAAUAGGUCUUUAUCUGAAAAAGUGCAAAAGGCUGCGGUUGGUGAGAUUCACUUCACAAAUGUGAGUAUGCGCUAUCGCGACGGUCUCCCCGAUGCCUUGCGUGAUAUCAACUUGCAUAUUCAGGCUGGUGAACAUGUCGCCAUUGUCGGUCGUACCGGCGCUGGCAAGUCAUCCAUUGUAAACGCACUCUUCAGGCUGACACCGGCACUGUCUGCUGGAACAAUCAGCAUUGAUGGUAUGGACAUCUCCCAGCUCGGGCUGUCAGAACUUCGUGGAGAUAGCAGGAAUAGCAGCAAUAACAUCCAGGAGAGCAUCCUAUCUAUUAUCCCGCAAGAUGCAACACUCUUUGAGGGUACCAUACGAAGCAACCUUGACCCGUUUGACGCAGUGGCCGACGAUGCACCAUUAUGGGAAGCCCUACGCAUGGCCGGCGGACUAGACAAGACGCUACACCUUAGUGACUCCGUGCAAGAAGGGGGCGGGAAUCUCUCUCUGGGUCAACGCCAGCUGCUGGCGUUGGCCCGUGUACUAGUACGUGAUAGCCGCAUCCUGGUGUGCGAUGAGGCUACCGCUGCACUCGAUGCUGCCAUGGACGAACGUAUCCAGCGUGCUGUGCAAGCAGCCUUUGGGCACAAAACUGUGCUGUACAUCGCGCACCGACUGCGAUCUGUGCUGGGAUAUGACCGGGUGUGCGUGAUGGAGGCAGGGGCAGUGGCAGAAAUAGGAUUACCGCUCGACCUCUUCCGACAGGGAGGAAUAUUCCGGCAGAUGUGUGGCCGGCUGGGGAUUACUGAAUCGCAGGUAGACAGGGCGAGGAGACGGCGUGGGUUAGACGUGACAUCCUGGUCUUCGUCGACACUAUACCUAUAG
Molecule: messenger RNA, 4152 nt
Organism: Aspergillus alliaceus
Lineage: Eukaryota; Fungi; Ascomycota; Eurotiomycetes; Eurotiales; Aspergillaceae
Product: P-loop containing nucleoside triphosphate hydrolase protein
Exons: 3
Coding region: 1-4152 (1383 amino acids)
Biological process (GO): transmembrane transport
Cellular component (GO): membrane
Molecular function (GO): ABC-type transporter activity; ATP binding; ATP hydrolysis activity
Source: RefSeq, a predicted model, not a curated record